Messenger RNA from Seriola aureovittata, 2142 nucleotides. It is a transcript of the gene polr1g, whose product is annotated as RNA polymerase I subunit G. Gene Ontology annotation, biological process: transcription by RNA polymerase I. Lineage: Eukaryota; Metazoa; Chordata; Actinopteri; Carangiformes; Carangidae. Bases 126 to 1157 code for a protein of 343 amino acids. The transcript is spliced from 3 exons. The record is from RefSeq and is a predicted model, not a curated record.
CGGAAGUGAAAUAAUUAAAGGUCAAAGUUCAUUUUGUGUCAACACAUGUGCGUCCCCCAUAGCCAUGCGUUUCGAGGUAGAAAACGUUUAAUUUCAGUGCUUUCAUGUUAAUUUAAAACAUAAAAAUGCCAAGAGACAUAUCAUCUUCAUCGAGCGAGGAUGAAGCGGACAGUCCAGUUACAAAACCACCGGUAAAGCAAAAAGAACCCGAUAAGAAGACCACUAGGUACCAGUGUCCUGCUGACUUUGUGUCUUUCUGCCAUAAGCCAUGCAGCAGCACUCUAACAGAGAGUCUGAAGAACAACAAGAAUGAGUUAUGGCUCAUUAAAGCUCCUGCCAGCUUUAAUCCGGAAUGUUUCAGUGGCAUCAAGGUGCCGCUCUCCGGUCUCCAGACCCUGAAGGUUCCCACUGCUGCAGGCGGAGCCAAGUCUGGGAGUGGCCAGCAGAUCUACAGCAUCCUGGCAUCCUCCCACAGUCCCUCAGAGCUCCGCUUGCUCACCAGUGACGAGCAGUCAUCAGGUGGCGUCGUUUUUGGUCCUACGUUCUCAGGCCUGCUAAAUGUGUGUGAGAACUAUGGAGGCAGCAGUGCGACCUAUGCCCCUCAGGUGAUCCCCGCUGCUCCAGCACCCGCCAUACCACCGGGGCUGAAACAGCGAUUCCACCCCUUCGGCUGUAAGACCCCCACGCUGACCUGUGUGGCCGAGAAUGAGGUGGACGGAGCCGCCUUCGGGCCCUCAUCUACAACCCUCCGCCCUCUGGUAGUCAAAAGAUUCAUAGAAGAAACAGGGCAUGAGGAAGAGGACGAGGAAGGGAGGAAAAAGAAGAAGAAGAAAAAGAAAGAAAAGCGCAUAAAGACAGAGCGAGAGGAGGGGGUGAGCGUGAAAGAGGAACCUGCAGCUGAGAUUCAGGACGAAGUGAUGAUGGAACAGCCCCUCCAAGAGGAAGAUGUUUCAGAGGAGAAGAGGAAGAAGAAGAAGAAAAAGAAGGACAGGGAGCGAGAGGAGGUGGAGGAGGGACUGGAGCCCAGUGUAAGAGUGAAGGUGGAAGAUGCAACAGUGAAAUGUGAACCAAUAGACACUUCAUAUGGUGAUGUAGUGGAAGGCUCGGGAAAGAAGAAGAAGAAAAAGAAGAAGAAAAGCAAAACUGAUGAGGACUAGUCUGUUUUUUUCUGUGUUCAGUUUUCUUUAUUUGUUUAAGUUUUGACUUUAUGAACUCACCUGGGAGCCAAUUUACUACUAAUCCACUCCGUUGCAUUGAUAGAUCGCAUAAUGCAAGACCUGUUUUGGCAGGAUGUUGUAUUUUGAAAACAAGAGCACAUCCUGAAUCGAUUGAACAGUGACACAAAUUAUAAAGUGGGUUCAUCCCAGCGUCUUUAAGGCCAAUGUUCCUUUCACUCUGAGCUUAGAAAGUGACAGUUUUAUACACAGACUGUGUGCGGCCGCAGGCAACUAUGAGCACAUGGGUAAUAAGAGUGUACAUGGGGGGAGUUUCUGCUUUUUAUGCCAGUGUCUGUCAGGCUGUGGUAGAUUUUAUGGGAUUAUGCUCAAACUGUGUUGCUGUGUCUGUGUACAUAUUUACAAAACUGGGCUGGUAACGUCACUGGUUUGGCAGCAGGUUCAGAAAACCAGAGCUGAUAUAAAGACAGAAUAAUGGUUCAGUGUCACGUAAGGUUGUUGGUUUUUUUUUUUUUUUUUUUUAAAUGAGCUGAGUCAUAGAAAUGAUGUGAGUGCAAGAAAACACAUGUUAGAAAAUAAACCCCAAAAGUGAUAAAUGAAAUAAAAAAUGAAAAAAAGGUGGUGUUUUUGUCCUGCAGUCGCCUCUUGCAAGUGUUUGAGUACAGCACAUUUUCCUCUCGUGCCUUGUAAGCACAGUGACUUCAUCCAGAAGGAAUGAAACUUGAACCCGUGUUGUAACUCAGACUGUGGUUUUUAUAUUGUGCAACAACAAGAAAGUGCCCAAUUUACAGAUCAGUAGUUUUCUAAUUAUCUGAAAAGAAAUGUUUUGUGAAGGAGUUGUUUCAUCAGGAAAGGCAAACGUUUGUCUGAGAUAAACUACAGUCUGUUCUAUACUAAAACAUGCACGUUUGCAAAAUGAUUUUACGAAUGAACAGCGAUGAGAGUUGUAUGUUUCACAGUGCAAUGU